Molecule: messenger RNA, 3641 nt
Organism: Cephus cinctus (wheat stem sawfly)
Lineage: Eukaryota; Metazoa; Arthropoda; Insecta; Hymenoptera; Cephidae
Exons: 2
Coding region: 746-1186 (146 amino acids)
Molecular function (GO): structural molecule activity
Source: RefSeq, a predicted model, not a curated record
UAAUAAUUGUGUUUGCAUCAGCGUGUAACAAGUGCCAAAAAAUGUCGAAAGUGUAUGUCACGCCCUGUUGUUCAAGUUUAAAUUUGGUCACAGUACAGUUGAAAUAUAUCGAAAUAUCUCUAAAGGAAUAGGUUUGGAUGCGGUUUCUGAGCCGGCAUGCCGAGUUGGUUUCAGUGCUUUCAGGCUGGCGACUACGGUUUCUUCUUUUCUUCUUCUUUUUCGCUGAACUUCUUUUACCCAGCCGUCGUUUCAAGUGGUUGAAUACCGAGGUAACCGCGGAUGAGAAGUGGUGCCUCUAUGUAACCAUAGUCGAAAGCGUCGAUGAGUCGACACACAGGAAACCAUAACCAGAACAUAAAUUUGGACUGCAUCAGAAAAAUGUAAUUCUUAACGUUUAGUGGUACGUGCGUGGAGUCUAUCAUUGGGAGCUUCUUCUGGACAAUACUACGAUAAACGCCGCUGUCUAAACCGAACAACUACAAAGACUCGCGGAAGAACUUGAACGACUGUCACCGAAGCUCGACAAUGUUCUGGUUGUACAUGAUAAAGCACGUCCUCUCGUGUCAAAAACAACACACAGAUUCCUGCACCGACAUCUAUCGACACUCGAGAAUCUUUGAAGUUCGUUACAGAUAACCGGACGGACUGUUUCUCGAACCUCAUCUGGAUCUUGACUAACGUAGAAACUAUAAAUGACGAGUUUAUAAGGAUUACUGUUCAGUCGAAACUAUUUCACCACAGGGACAUGAUCGUGCAUACUAAGCGUAAACGCAAUGGGAAGAAAAAAUCUCAUCGUGGUAGAGGAUUAGUCAACAGGAUCAUCAAUAGUCUACCCGUUGAGUUACAUUUACCCGGUUACCAGUACCGUGGAUCUGGUACAAAACUAGCAAAGAGACACGCGCGAGGCUGUCCGGGCAUCAAUCCCAUCGACGCAACCUGCAAAGAGCACGACAUCGCCUACUCGAAGAAUCAAGAGAGUCUCGAAUACGCAGGAGCGGCGGACGAGGUACUGGCCCAUAAAGCUUGGAAGCGCGUUUUCGCUAAAGACGCGAGUCUCGCUGAGAAGGCGGCAGCCUGGUCCGUAGCGAACGUAAUGGGUGCCAAGUCGAAACUCGGUAUGGGACUCAAGAAGAAGAAGAAGCCAAAGACUGUAACGCUGAGGAAAGUGAUUGAGGAAGCCAAAUGAUCGAUGAUUCCUAGUAAUGAUACACGUCAAACGAGCAGAUGGAAAGCGCAACGUCCGCACACCGCGGGUUCUACCCGUGCCGUCCUGUGUUUGCGGGUCUCAAUGCAGCUGUAGGUAUAGCCAAAGCUGUGAACGAUGCAAAUGCAAACAAGGAACAACUGAAGGAAAGUCAGAGGCACAACAAAACGACGGAAGCCAUCGCAUUAGGCAAAGGACUGCACUUGAAACCCUACAGAAAAGGACUAUGCCUUCAUCUGAAGCCAAAAAACUUGAAGUGAAAAUACCACGCCGAGCGUUAACCGAUACGGAUCUGCUAAAGUACGCGAAGAUCAUAAAGAUUUCACAUUUUCGCGGAUUUUUUAUGGGGAACGAAGGGUGGGCCGUACAAGUACGAGUCGGCAAUCGUCAAUCUCGACGACGAAGAUGGUCCAGGAACACAUUGGGUCGCGUACAAUAAGUUGAACAAUCGAGUCAUUUAUUUCGAUAGUUUUGGCAAUCUUCGACCACCAUUAGAUCUUAUCGAAUAUCUCGGUGUUGGUAGUGUAAAGUACAAUUACGAGCAAUAUCAGGAGUACGAUACUUUCGCAUGUGGACACUUGUGUCUAAAGUUCCUGUGUGGACAAAUAAAUCGUAAAAACAAGUAUCGUCUACAUAAACUUGCUAUGUAAUUUUACAAGGUCAGUUGAGCAAUUGCAAUCAUGGAGGAUUCAUUCACGUUAACUUUAUCAGGAACCUCCUUUCUAUACUCGAAGCUUAAUAUUUCCCUCCUAUCGAGCUUUCCCCGUACAAAAAUUACGCUCUGGGACUCAUCGAGUUGCUGACCUUCAAUUCCAUUCUCAACGUGGACACAGAUCACAACAAGCUCUACAUGGGGGAUGAAGUUAUCACUAUACCCACUGGUAGCUACGAGAUCGAAGAUAUCCAAAACUACGUGCAUAGUGCGUUGACGGAUAAGAGCAUCGUUAUUCACAUUAAACCUAACAAUAAUACGACUUUCGGCCCAAUGAUUCCAUAGGUCGCUUGUUGGGUUUCACUUAACUCGUUCUGAAAGCUAAUAAAUUACACACGUCCGACGUACCAGUAGCCAUUCUCAAGGUGAACGCCCUAUGAGCCGAAUGCGAUAUCACGAUGGCCGCUUACAUCAACGAACGUAAAGUGCAUACCAUACACGAAUUCUUUCCGGUCGUGCCACGCGGAUACAAGAUCAUAAAGGUGGUUGUCGGAAUGUAUAUUUUUUUUAUUAUGAAUAAAGACAUAAGAUGUAAUAAGUUUUAAAUUUAUUUAACACAUAUACAUAGUAGUUGAAGCACGAAUACAAAGUUUAUAGACAUUGGAACUGUAUCUGGUUGUACCGUCCGCCGAGAUGACGCAUGAGGACUCGAUUCUCCUCACAGGCUUACAUAAUCUUCUUAAAGAGAUCGUCGUCGUCGUUGAAAGCUUUUGCCAUCCUUGCAGGUAGAAACGUCGAAAAGCUGUCUUCGACAUUAAGGAUCAGUCUCAUCCCAUAUUUGGUUUGAACUUUUCUUAUUCUGGUGAUUUUGUAUUCUUUCUGAGGUUCCAAAUUAGUCAAUUUCUUUGUAGGAAGAUAGUCAUCCAAACAGCUGACUUUGUUGAUUGCUGAGGAAUUCAUUUUUUACUGUAGAUCGAAUUUUUUUAGAUUUCGUAAAAGGCUGUUAUAAUCUCUUUUAGCUUCGAUUAAAUGUUUCACUUGUAUUCCUUCAUAGUAACUGUAUUCGAACUCUAAGUUCACCUUAUUUCCUCUUAUUUAGCAUCGGUCGGAUUGUCACAGCAAACUAAUGAUGAUACGUUCAGCUCCUCCUUUUAUAGGAAACUCUUAAGGGUUAAAAUGGUGAUGGGAGAUUUCGGAAAUUUCUAGGAAUCGAAUCUCCUACAGAGAUUCCUGGAAUCAAUGUCAAGGUCGAUGCAUCUUUUAGAUGGAGCGACUUACGUUCUAGAAUAUUCAGAUAAACCUUAGCCCUCCUCCGACGAAGUUGCGUCGCGCGCUUACGUAUCUCCUACGAGUAAUGUGACAUCUCGGAGGAUGAGGGACUGCAUUCUCGACGCACGAUUCUAGGAGAUAACGUUGGGUAUUACGCAUUUGAACAACCGAUACAUAGAUUUUUCUAGAAUUACUUAGACCCCUCCACUGCGCUUACAGAAAGUUUGCGAGAAGCGUUUCGACUUGCACGAACCUGCACGAGGUUUCCAAGGUUAUCCUGGAUUUAUUUUGCAACAUUCGAGACGGGGGCCGCCUUUCAAAACCUGCACGGAGGCUUCCUGGAAUCGAAUGGCUGGCGAGAGUCGACAAAUUUCUUGGAAUCGAUGCUGCAUUCCAGAGGGCUGCAUCCUCGAUGCGCAAUUCUGGAGGAAGGGGGUUCAUCGAAGCUUUUUGAUAGCUCCCCGGGGUGAGGGGCAAGGCUCCAUCAAAACGUCGCGCGACCGACUCUCUGCGACU